Nicotiana attenuata is the source of this 1719-nucleotide messenger RNA. Its product is annotated as F-box protein At5g07610-like. The record is from RefSeq and is a predicted model, not a curated record. Lineage: Eukaryota; Viridiplantae; Streptophyta; Magnoliopsida; Solanales; Solanaceae. The coding region runs from base 158 to 1393 and encodes 411 amino acids. Gene Ontology annotation, molecular function: protein binding. The transcript has a single exon.
GUGGUUUCAUGUUAAAUCCGUGUCAUAUGACUGCAAUGAUUUGUGCUAGGUGGACUAAAACUGCUCAAAGCUUAGGAAAGUUUAAACGUAAGAGAGAUUUUAGCUAAAAACUCUUCACAUUUCCUUCACAAAAAUUGUGCGAUCAUCCCAAAUCUGAAUGACAAUACUCAAGGCUGCUUCACCGGUUGCCGGCGAUCUCACCGCUUCUUCGGGCGGCGAAGUGAUCGCCGACAAGGAAGACGUUCUAAGUGAAAUUCUCCUCCGAUUACCCACAAAAUAUCUUCUCCAAUGCUGCUGCGUCUCCAAACACUGGCACUCUCUCAUCUCCGCUCCUCAUUUCCGCCGCCGUCACUGCCGCCGCCACGCCUCCACUUCCACCGCCACUGGUCUCUUGUUGUUCCGUACAUUCUCCUUCAAACAUCUUAUGGACCACCUCGUAUACUUCCCAAAUAAUUCCAACGACAAAAAUUGUUAUUCUAGAACCAUCCCUUCUUCCAUUCGUAGGUUUCAUUACCCUUUAGCCUUUUCAGGUUUUCAUCACCUUCAUUCUUGUAAUGGGUUGUUGUGUUUUGGACUUUUGUUGGCUCCUUGUGAAUGUAACCUUUAUGUUUAUAACCCAUGUACAUGCUCUUAUGCUUCUCUUUCACUGCCUAAAAAAUUUAGCCUCUCUACUAUUAAAGCUAUAAAUUUAGCAUUUGAUCCGUCAAGAUCCGAGUUUUAUAGAAUUAUUUGCAUAUAUGCUUAUAAUUCUGAAAAUGACAAUGACCCUUUUGGGGAUCACGUGUAUAAAAUCUUGAUUUAUGCUUCAGAAAGUGGUACAUGGAAGGAUACAGGAAAGGGUUUUAGUGAUAAAUAUGAUUACUUGUUGAAAAGGGGUGUGUUUUCGCGAGGUUGUAUUCAUUGGGUUGGCGAGAACAAGCCUUUUCUAGCAUUUGAUGUCGAGAAUGAGAGGUUUAGGACAAUGCCUAGUACUAGUGUUCCUGAAAAUGGGAGAAAGAUUUGUUAUUUUGGCGAUUGGGGCGGGCGCCUCCAUGUUAUUCAGGAAUGUGAUGGUGGAGCAGCUUCACUGGUGGAUGUAAUGGAGUUGCAGAAAGACUAUUCCGGGUGGUCGUUGAAGUAUCGCAUUGAUAUUGGUUAUCUUGGUAGGGGAAUUGGAGGUAAUGCUGAUGGUAUUAAGGUUGAUGUACUUUGUUUGGUCGAGGCAAAUGGAGAAGGGAAGACUAUGCUUAUAGUAUCAGCUCAAGGCAGAAUUUUAUCCUACGAUAUUGUUGACAGGACAUUUGAGGAAGUAUGUAAUGUCUCAAACUUUGCUUCUGUCAAGCAGGAUCCCUUAGAGUACAAGUAUAAAUGGGGUCAAGCCUUUCAACACUUUGAGACCCUUGCUUGUGUCUAAGAUUGCAUGCAUUGUUUCAAUCUCACUACUUGGCACUACUUAAGUGUAAUGUACUGAAGCAAGGAAUCAUGAUUUUCUAUAGCCAAUUUUAAUAUGUAGUUUGUACUUCGGGAAGCUAAUUCUGCUCUGACGUUGUCGUAGUAGUAUGUCAAAGUUCCUAUCUAGUAAAUGUAAUUGGUGAAACUCUGAUGGUUUGUUUCUCAUCCUCUGCUUACGUUCUUGUCUAGUUUGCAAGUAGAGGCGGUGAUCAUAUGUGUAAUCUACUACUGAAGACAGAAUGAAUGAGAAAUACCUGUUAUGACACCUGUUUAUGAUGAUCAUAUGUU